ACCAUCCUCUUCAAACUCUUCCCUCAGGCCCGCCUCUUCGUGCUUUCCCCUCUGCCAUCGGACUCCCCUCCUCCCGUAGACCCACCCUCUCCCUCCGCUCCCAGUCCCUCCCCAAGGGAAGGCCGUAGCCGGGGAGGCGGCAGCGAGAUGGCGGCGGCUCCGCUGUACUUGAGCGCGGCCGAGGUGGCGCGGCUGCUGGAGGAGCCGGGGCUGCUGCCGCUGUUGGAGGUGGCGCUCGGCCGCUUCUCGAGCGCGGACGGCGGGGUGGAGCAGCCGGUGCGGAGCACGGUGGCACUGCGGCGCUACCGCGGCUUCCUAGGGGUGAUGCCAGCCUACAGUGCCCAGGACGACGCCUUGGUGACAAAAAUUGUCAGGUUUUACCAAGCGCCCGAUUCAUCUCAUCUCUCAACUGUGCUGCUGUUUGAUCCCUCCAAUGGAGUCUUAAAGGCGGUGAUGGACGGUAUAGUGAUCACGGACAAACGGACGGCUGCAGUGUCCGCCAUAGCAACCAAGUACCUGAGACCUCCGUGCCUGGAUGUGCUGUGUAUCCUGGGAGCAGGUGCUCAGGCCGUGAGUCAUUACCAGAUCUUCACUCAGAUCUUCCCGUUUAAACAGGUGAAGGUGUGGAGCCGAACCCGCGAGCGGGCAGAGAGAUUUGCACAGAGGGCAGCAGGUCCCGUGCAAGUGUGCGGAUCUGCUCAGGAGGCUGUCAGCGGCGCAGACGUGGUGAUCACGGUGACCAUGGCCACUGAGCCAGUGCUGUUCGGGGAGUGGGUCAAACCCGGAGCCCACAUCAACGCUGUCGGGGGCUGCCGACCCGAAUGGCGGGAGCUGGACGACGCACUGAUGCGGGAUGCCGUCCUCUACGUGGACAGCAGGGAGGCCGGCGUCCGCGAGUCUGGAGACAUCGUCCUGUCGGGGGCGGAGAUCUUUGCAGAGCUGGGAGAGGUGAUUGUGGGGAAGAAGCCAGCCCUGUGCGACAAGACCACAGUUUUCAAAUCACUGGGAAUGGCCAUUGAAGACACGGUGACAGCAAAACUGGUCUACGACCGCUGGGAAGCUGAAAACAGGCCAGAGCCAUGACAAGAAUCUCCCGCUCACGGCUGCAGAUGGAUAACAAGGAACCUUAUGGAAAGGGAGAG
Messenger RNA from Mobula hypostoma (lesser devil ray), 1142 nucleotides. RefSeq names its product crystallin, mu (gene crym). Bases 148 to 1083 code for a protein of 311 amino acids. Gene Ontology annotation, molecular function: thyroid hormone binding. NCBI's taxonomy places the organism in Eukaryota, Metazoa, Chordata, Chondrichthyes, Myliobatiformes, Myliobatidae. The record is from RefSeq and is a predicted model, not a curated record. Gene Ontology annotation, cellular component: cytoplasm. Gene Ontology annotation, biological process: thyroid hormone metabolic process. The transcript has 8 exons.